UCUCGGAAUAAUGGUAUCAGUAAUAGAAUUAAAAUAAAACUAUUUUAAAGUGUAAAUAAAGGAGUUGAUGGUGCAUUAAUUACUUUUCUUUAAAAAUUAAUGUCAAUAUUAUUAUGGUAAUAUAAAUUGUGCUUACAGCUCAAAAUCAAAAUCUUUAUAUAGAUCCCAUAAGAUGGCUUUUUACUCGUGUAAUCGAUAUAGAUUGUUAGUUUUGAUAAUGUUAGCGCUGAUAAUUUGGCAGUGCUUUCGUUUACUGCCAUCAGAAAAACCCAGUAACAAGUUAUUAGAGAGUAGUAUAGUAGAACUAGAAGAUGAUAAGUACAACAAACAUAAGCAAGAUAAAGUUAAAAUAAGAGUUUACUAUGAAGCACUUUGUCCGGAUUCUAAGCAUUUUUUUAAAAAGCACCUACUGCCUGUAACAGAGAAGCUAUCUGAAUUUAUAGAUGUAACUUUGGUUCCUUACGGGAAAGCUAGUACCAAAGAAGAAAAUGGUCAAUUCUAUUUUAGGUGUCAACAUGGAGAGGAAGAAUGUUAUGCAAAUAAAAUACAUGCAUGCACUAUUGAUUCCUUGAACAACAUGACAGCCUCCGUCCAGAUGACAGAGUGUAUGAUAUUAGACAAUAUGGAUGCAGAUGAGGCUCUAUCACGGUGUGCGAAAGUUAUGAAAAUUGAUCCAGAUCCGAUUACUAACUGUGCAGUCCACGCACAUGGAUCAGCUUUGCUGAAGAAACACGGUGAUGACACGAAUAUAUUAAAACCAACAUUUAUUCCUACAAUUACAUUAAACGGAUCAAAAGAUAAUCAAAUACCUAUAUUGAAGAAUUUUCUUUUAGAAGUGUGUAAAUUGAUUAAUAUGCCAUUACCUCCGCCAUGCUUGUGACGUUCAAAACAGAAAAUUAAACAUAUUUUACUCUUCAAACCAAAACCUAUUAUGUAAUAUUUGGAAGUAUAUACUUAACUAAAUUUGCUCAGACUUCGGCUCAUUGCUGUAGAUUAUAUUGCGAAAUAAGAACCAGAUACUGUAGUGAUCACAAAAUACCUUUUAUAUAUAUAUAUAUAUAUAUAUAUAUUUAAUGCACAAAACAUAAAUAUAUAUUACAGUCAUAUGUUUGUUUAAUGCCAAAAAAUGUAUAUGGCUAUUUUUUCUUACUGUUUUUGAGUGGAAGGUCAGUCCAGUAAAAUUUGUAUAUUAUAUACACUCGCUUGGGUCUUUGUAAGUCAAUUAAGACAUUUCCUUUUAUUAAACAACAAAAUUGGAAGAGGAUGAUGUAUAUUUCUUUAUGUGUUUGGCUAUAUUUUUUUUUAAGAAUCAAUUUUGAUCAUUAUUUUUGCAUUGUGUACAGUAAGGCUUAGAUCCAAGGUUUGAUCUAAAUUUCUUUUUUAUUGGAUAGCUUUACAUUUUUAAAUGUAAAGCACAUCAUAUAUAUGUAUAGCACAAAUAAUAUGUAGCUACAUUUGCACACUCCGUAUUUCCUGUUAAAUUUUUCAGGUACAAGUACUUGGUUUUUAUACCGUAGUAUUAAAUAUGCCAUUAUUUUUACUUUUGAAUAAGUUAUUAAUAGCUUUUUAAUUUUAUUGCGUUUACAAAUUUUUUUGAUAACAAUGCCAUUUUUAUUAAAAUGCAAAGUAACUCAAUUAUUAUGAAAGACAAAUUUAUAUUUAAAUGUCACAAAUUAGAUGCUAUAUAGAAAAUAAUUUAUUUUGCAAUGUUAGUGAUGAUUAAAAUAUUGAAAAGUAUUAUUCGAUUACCUAAUUUGAUAAAGAAAAUGUUCCUUAAAUUUUAAAAGUAUUUUAGUAAUUUUUAAUUUUUAUUUUUAAUGUUUUAUACGAUUUUACUUUAUACAAAGAUAAAAUUAAUUUAAAAAUAAUUAUAAAAUUCGUUGUUUUUAUUACAUUGGUUGUGUCUUUUGCAUUUAUUUUUAAGUGUGUCAAUUUAUUUGUUAUUGCGAAUUGCGAUUUAGGGGGAUAUCAUAAAGUAACUGGGAUGAAAAAAUAAUGUUUUUAAACUUUAUAAUAUAUAUGAUUUUCAAAAUAAUAAUAAUAAAUAUAUAUAUGACGUACAAUUAUUAUAUUAUAAACAAUAUUGAUUACUAAGCAAAAGUUUAUACAUUAAAUUAUAUCAACUUAUUUGAGAUUAAUGCAAUGAGGGCUACAACACAUAGAGUGAGGUUUCUAGAAAUGUUAAAUGUCACUGAACGAAUUGAAUGAACACUGAGUGAACAUUUACUGUUAGCCAUUUUUCAUGGCGGUUAUUGACUAAUUAUUCAUGAUCGUUGUAUCGAAUCGUUAGCAAACACAGUUUUUAGGCGAGUUUUGUUUUUUAGAAAAGUAUGUCCUUAUUUUCGGAUCAAAAUGGGACUGUGAAAUACAGGCAUCCUCUUUUAUUUAUUUGCUUACUAUCAAUUAUUUUUUAGGCCCUGCCACACUAACAAAUUAUUUUUCAAUGAAAGCUUACUCGCCAACCGAUACCUCCAGAA
Vanessa atalanta (red admiral) is the source of this 2477-nucleotide messenger RNA. Its product is annotated as gamma-interferon-inducible-lysosomal thiol reductase-like. The record is from RefSeq and is a predicted model, not a curated record. The coding region runs from base 173 to 880 and encodes 235 amino acids. Gene Ontology annotation, molecular function: oxidoreductase activity, acting on a sulfur group of donors, disulfide as acceptor. Lineage: Eukaryota; Metazoa; Arthropoda; Insecta; Lepidoptera; Nymphalidae. The transcript is spliced from 4 exons.